Messenger RNA from Drosophila willistoni, 3033 nucleotides. RefSeq names its product protein aubergine. Gene Ontology annotation, biological process: regulatory ncRNA-mediated gene silencing. The transcript has 9 exons. The coding region runs from base 99 to 2723 and encodes 874 amino acids. Gene Ontology annotation, molecular function: piRNA binding; protein binding. The record is from RefSeq and is a predicted model, not a curated record. NCBI's taxonomy places the organism in Eukaryota, Metazoa, Arthropoda, Insecta, Diptera, Drosophilidae. Gene Ontology annotation, cellular component: P granule.
AUUUUUUUCCUAUCGCAGAUUUAAAUGUGCGAAUUUGACGUCUUUGACUCGUAAGAAAAAAAGUGCGAACAUAACAGUGAAAUUAAGAUAAAAAUAUUAUGAAUAAUUUGCCAUCUAAUUCUGGUCACUCCCGUGGCCGAGGUCGUGGAACUAAAAAAAAUGAAGAAGUAACUCGUGGCUUGGGGCCUCAAUUGGGACAGCCUUCCAGUUCAAGCGGGAGUCAGCAGCAUCAAGUAAGAGCAGCUGCUGCUGCUUCUUCCUUAGGCAACGAACCUCCGAAGCAGUUGCAUGAAGGUUCAGGCAGUCAAAGUACUACCGAGACCCUGAAAUCUCGCGAGACUGAAGGAAGUGGUGAAGCACGUGGAUCUGUUCGCGGUCGCCGCGUAAUAACGGACGUUGUACACUCUCGCCCUCAGGGAUUGGUGACCAAAACGGGAUUGUCGGGGACAAGAACUACCGUCCAAACCAAUUAUUUUAAGCUUUUGACCACCCCGAAUUGGACGAUUUACCAAUACCGAGUGGACUUUGUUCCGGACGUAGACAAUACUCGCUUGCGGCGUGGGUUGUUAUCGGAACACAGGAAUCUUCUGGGCGGUUACAUAUUUGAUGGAACCGUCAUGUUUUGCUCAACAGCUUUCAAGCCUGUGCCCAAAAGUGCAUACGUUUUGGAGUUGGUGACCACAAGUCGCUCGGGUGAAAGAUUUGAGGUCAAAAUAAAACAUGUCGGAACUGUGGAAUCCGGCGAUUCUCAGCAAUUUCAGGUUCUCAAUCUGAUUCUGCGUCGAGCCAUGGAGGGUUUGAAUUUGCAGCUGGUCUCACGGAAUUUUUUUGACCCGAAGGCCAAGAUUAACCUGGAGAACUACCGGAUGGAAUUAUGGCCCGGAUAUCAAACUUCUAUUCGCCAACACGAAUCGGACAUAUUGCUGUGCUCUGAGGUUGCACAUAAGGUGAUGAGAACUGACACCUUGUUUAACAUUUUGUCCGAGACGAUUCGUGAGAAUGACGAUUAUCAAGCUGCAUUCAAGCGACAAGUAAUUGGCAUGGUUGUUUUCACGGAUUACAACAAUAAAACGUACCGUGUAGAUGAGGUUGACUUCGACUCGUCUCCAUUAUCGACAUUUGCUACCAAAAAUGGGAAGAUCAGCUACGUGGAAUACUAUAAAACGCGUUAUAACAUCACCAUCAGGGACUGCAAGCAGCCAAUGAUUGUGUGCAAUCCGACAGAGAAAAAUAUUCGCGGUGGAGUGGAUCAGCUCAUUAUGUUGAUUCCCGAAUUGGCUCGUGCCACUGGAAUGACAGACGCUAUGCGUUCCAAUUUUAGGCUGAUGAAGGCAAUGAGUGAGUACACCCGAUUAGCUCCUGAUCGCCGUAUUGAGCGCCUCCGUGCUUUCAAUAGCCGCCUGAAAUCAUCUGCACAGAGCAUGGAAGUCCUAAAAUCGUGGAAUAUUGAUCUGGAUGUUGCGUUGGUUGAGAUACCGGCACGUGUAUUACAACCAGAAAGGAUUCUUUUCGGGAACCAGGCGCGGUUCAUGUGCGACCAUCGCGCAGAUUGGUCAUUCGAGUUUCGUAAGAAUUCCAUGUUCAGCCACAUGGAUAUUAAGAGGUGGUAUGUAAUAACACCGCAACGUCAUAAGCGCGAGGCUCAAGAUUUCGUUAAACUGUGCAUUCGAGCAGCUUCUGGCAUGAAGAUGUUGAUUGCCGAACCACGAUAUGAGGAAAUUCCCGAUGACCGCAAUAGCGCCUAUUCUCGAGCUAUUGACGAUACCACAGCGAAGGAUCCGCAAAUUGUAAUGCUUGUUCUGAAAACUCCUAAUGAAGAAAAGUAUAGUUGCAUCAAGAAGCGAGCUUGUGUGGAUCGCCCUGUGCCGUCGCAAGUUGUGACGCUGAAAACCAUUGCCCCGCGUCAAGAAAGGGCUGGCGGUUUGAUGUCGAUCGCCACAAAAGUUGUCAUUCAAAUGAAUGCCAAGUUGAUGGGCGCUCCGUGGAUGAUAGAGCUGCCUUUGCGUGGUCUAAUGACGGUCGGCUUUGAUGUGUGCCAUUCCCCGAAGAGUAAGAACAAAUCAUAUGGUGCUUUGGUAGCCACAAUGGACAUGAAAGAGUCUCAGCGCUACUACUCUUCGGUGACGGAGCACAUGAAGGGACAGGAGUUGUCGAAUCAGAUGUCCAUGAAUAUGACAUACGCCUUAAAGGCUUACCGCGACUUGCAUGGGGCUCUACCAGAGCGCAUUCUCUUCUUCCGUGAUGGUGUUGGCGAUGGCCAACUUCAUCAGGUUUUCAACACUGAAGUAAAAUUCUUAAAGGCCAAGCUUGAUGAAAUUUACAAGUCGGCAGGCAAGCCUGAAGGCUCACGCAUGGCCUUUGUUGUCGUCGCAAAACGCAUUAAUACUCGUUACUUUGUUAACAGGCGCAAUCCCGUGCCGGGUACCGUAGUCGACGAUGUUAUUACAUUGCCAGAGCGUUACGACUUUUUCCUAGUGUCACAGGCCGUCAAUCAGGGAACGGUGUCACCAACAAACUACAACGUCAUCCAUGACAACAUGGGACUCAGCGCUGAUAAGAUUCAGAUGCUGGCAUAUAAAAUGACCCACAUGUACUACAAUUGGUCUGGUUCUUGUCGUGUCCCUGCCGUAUGCCAAUAUGCACACAAAUUGGCUUUCCUUGUGGCCGAAAGCAUCAAUCGAGCCCCAUCAGCAGCUUUGGAAAACCAGCUAUACUUCUUAUAAUGUGUAAAACUCUUGUACUAUUUAAAGUUACUUACAAAGAUUAUGAAAAUUUGUAUUAUUUUAUGUUUCCUCAUGACACCAAAACAAAUAUUUGUGAAAUCAUUCCAUGACUACUAUUUAAGCAAUGACCACCCCUCAUUAUAUAUAUGAAUUAUUCUACAAAAGUGCAAGCAGGUCUGCACAAUCUGUGUGAAACUUUGCAUUUCUUGUACACCUUGAAGUUAUCGUUUACGUUAAGUAAAGAAAUUUAAUUUUGGUAAUUUUAAAACUCUAAAAACAUAACAAAUAAAGUUGUUUACAAAAAAAAAAA